This is a messenger RNA of Arachis duranensis, 2010 nucleotides long. Its product is annotated as NAD-capped RNA hydrolase DXO1. Gene Ontology annotation, biological process: nuclear-transcribed mRNA catabolic process; NAD-cap decapping. Gene Ontology annotation, cellular component: cytosol; nucleus. Bases 1 to 1563 code for a protein of 520 amino acids. Lineage: Eukaryota; Viridiplantae; Streptophyta; Magnoliopsida; Fabales; Fabaceae. The transcript has 12 exons. Gene Ontology annotation, molecular function: mRNA 5'-diphosphatase activity. The record is from RefSeq and is a predicted model, not a curated record.
AUGGAUUUCUCGGAGAAGGACCUGUUCGGCGAAGAUUCCGACAACGAACAAGAUGGGACCCGCUCAACGUCGCCGUCGUCGUCCUCCUCUUCUUCCGCUUCAUCCUCAUCCUCGUCCUCUGCCUCUACCUCCAACGGCACUGAAGGUGAAGGCGGCGGCGGCGCCAACUCGACCUCCUCCGGCAGCGGAACGGCAAGCAGCGGCGCCGCCGCUGGAGACGACGAUGACGAAAACGGCGAUGAGGUGGAGCAAAGUAACAAGGCUUCUUACGCUAAUUAUAACGAUCAUGAUGAUGAGUAUGAAGAUAAAGAUCUGUUUGGCUCUGACAAUGAAGAUUAUUGUAAAACCCUUGUCAAAAGCCCUUACCCUAUUCCCGUGUUGCCUGCCAUUCGCAACACGAACAAUCAGGGUAGAGGGGGUUUUGGUGGCCGCGGUCGUGGUCGCUGGCAGCCUGGGCAUCAGAAUGAUAGAGGCGCCGGCCUUCUUCCUCGUCCUGGACCAUAUCCCCAGAGGCAAAAUUUUGGGUAUGGAAACAGGUUUUCCAAUGGUCGCCACGAUGAACGGUUUGUCUCUGAAAUGAAGCUGUCUAAGAGCGAAGAAACUCUGUCAAGAAAGUGCAUUGCUUUUCAGGAGCCUUGUGAAAUUGCCUGUUAUAGUCGUGUAGAAGGUGGACAAGUAUUUUUCGAUGAUCGUAGCGUGAGGCUUUUUAAGCGUCUUAUCUCUGAAGAUGUUGGGGCUGAUUUGAAUGAAGGUUAUGAUACAUUCAUUCCCAAACAAGACUUAGGGUCAGAAGGCUUUGGUGACCUUCUUGCUUGCAUUAGAGACAAAGGUAUCCAACUUCAAAACAACAUUCAUUUUGUGACGUUCCGCAACAAUCUUAACAAGAUUAUGGCUACAGCAUAUAUCCGACAUGAGCCUUGGGAAAUGGGGGUGCACAAAAGGAAUGGUGUUGUCUAUCUUGAUGUACAUAAACUACCAGAAAGACCACAAAGUGAUUUAGAUCGCAGGAGAUGUUAUUGGGGAUAUUGUUUUGAGAGCCUUGCCACUGAAGAUCCUACUAGAGAUGAUGGAGAGGGGAUACAUCAUGUCAAUGCCAAUGUUGAAUUUUGUACUGUGAUUAAGACAAAAUUAGGGGCCCACCGGAUCUUGAUGGGUGCGUACUAUUUGUGUUGGCUUCACAACAUGAAUCUAUCAUUUCUAUUGAUGCAGUUGGAAUAUCAUACUGAGGAAAAAUAUGAGAGAGAGAAAUUGUUAAAAUUUUGGAUUCAAUCAUUCCUGGCAGGUGUUCCGUAUAUUGUCAUAGGAUUUAGGGAUGAUUCUGGUCGUCUUGUUCGGACAGAAAGACUUAGAACCAAAGAUAUUACACAGAGAGUAAAAAUGAAGAACUACUGGCAGGGUGGAGUCUGCUUGGCUUUUGCUGACGAGGUAUUAUGCUGGCUGUAUGGAACCGUUAAAGAAAAUGCAGAUUAUAUAUUGCAGUUUGCUCCACCCUUCAACCGUUUGGAGCUUUUGCAGGCUCAGUCUUGUCCAGAUGCAAUUACUAGUCAUCUGGAUUUGUUGUGAACAAUUUGAGACCUUACAGUGAUCAUCAUAUACACAAUUCAUUAUACAGAAGAAAAGGGGAACCUCAACUUUGGAAUUUCCCCCAGUUCAUGAACCUUUUGGGUUAGGGGUAUACUAUGUGAAUGCUGAGAAUUGCAUUCCAUCUUUAGAUAGCAAUUCGAGAAAAGACAUUAUGCUGGCCUUGACUCACUGGGAAAAUAGUUUCAGAUUUCAUUAUUUCCAACUUGUUACUCCAUAUUUUCAAUAACUUUCUUUCGAAAACUUUAAAAAUCUUUUAACUUGUUGGAAACAGAAAGACUUGACUUACAAUAAUUAGGAUAUUGGGAAAGCAUUUUCUUAUGCACUUUAUAUUAAGAACACUACUUGAAUGGGGAAAACGUUGUUUUGAAGGAGGUAAUAGAACCAAAUUUGUCGAUGUAUCAUUGUAGAAAAUUUAAAUUAAAGUUC